ACGAGUGUUUGAGUCAGCUGCUGCAGGGCAGGAGCACAGCUUGAAAAGAGGACUUGUCUAUUUCCAUGGAGGAGGAUGGACAGUCGGCAGUACAAAGAUGGAACCAUAUAUUACCUUCAGUGCAUGACUAUGGCUGAAGAGCUGGGGGCAGUCGUAAUAUCUGUAGAGUACAGGCUGGCACUGGAUGCACGUUUUCCAGAUCAGAAUAAUGAUGUUUUUCAGGCCUUGAAACGUAUCCUGACAGCCGAGGUGUUGGGUCGGUACUCCAUAGACCCGAAAAGAGUGGCUGUGUCAGGUGACAGUGCAGGAGGAAGCCUGGCCGCCACUGUGGCGCAACAG
Sinocyclocheilus grahami is the source of this 339-nucleotide messenger RNA. Its product is annotated as neutral cholesterol ester hydrolase 1-like. The record is from RefSeq and is a predicted model, not a curated record. The annotation marks the transcript as partial. Lineage: Eukaryota; Metazoa; Chordata; Actinopteri; Cypriniformes; Cyprinidae. The transcript is spliced from 3 exons. Gene Ontology annotation, molecular function: serine hydrolase activity.